AUUUCGUUUAACUUAUACGUAGGAUCAUUUUAAUAAGAAGAUGGUGAUGAACCUCAAGUACAUUGAUCCAACAUACAUGAUUCGAGCUGUUCCUAGCAAUGCGUCAGACAAUGUUUAUUGUACACUUCUGGCUCAGAGUGCAGUGCACGGUGCAAUGGCUGGAUACACUGGCUAUAUUAGUGGUCUAGUGAACGGAAGACAAACCUACAUUCCCUUCUAUAGAAUAACAGAGACACAGAACCAUGUGGUGAUCACAGACAGGAUGUGGGCGAGGCUACUCUCUUCGACGAACCAGCCAAGCUUCUUGGGCCCAAAAGAUGUCUCUGAUAACAAAGAGAAACCGAUGUCGGCUCUUCUGGACGAUGGCAACUGCAAUGGCACGGUUGAUGUUCCUCCAGUCACCAAAGAGAUCACAAAGUGACACUGAACUGAACAUACAGAACUACAACAUAUGUUUUUUGUUUGGCGUUUUCAAAUGAUGUCCCAUGUCUUAGGAAGUAGAGUAAAAUAAAUUGAGGAUUUUACCCUUUUAGUUUUGUUGGAUGCCUCAUAUUGUAAAUAAAUAAAUAUACAUAUUUUUUCCAUUCAUCCUAUUUUACAUUAUACCUAUGUAAAUUUAAUAAUUAUUUUUUGUUAUAAUUAA
Messenger RNA from Camelina sativa (false flax), 643 nucleotides. The record is from RefSeq and is a predicted model, not a curated record. NCBI's taxonomy places the organism in Eukaryota, Viridiplantae, Streptophyta, Magnoliopsida, Brassicales, Brassicaceae.